Molecule: messenger RNA, 4533 nt
Organism: Penaeus vannamei (Pacific white shrimp)
Lineage: Eukaryota; Metazoa; Arthropoda; Malacostraca; Decapoda; Penaeidae
Source: RefSeq, a predicted model, not a curated record
GUUUUUUAUACACCAAUAAACCCAUUUUCUUUGGACUCGCGUUCAUUAAGUCACGUUUUCUGUGCGCGUUUGUUUGUGAUGUUGAGCGUGCUUCUUGAAACGGACAAUGUGCUCUACUUGAUCAUUAAAGACCCGGAUGACGCUCCACUAUCGUCAGGAAAAGAUGAAACGGUCCAGGACACUCUCGAGGAAGGUGUCGGGGUGGUGGAACCCGUGUCUUCGGGAAACGUCAAGCUGGUCAACCAAGUCCGACUUCUGUGCGAGGCCUCGACCAGCGCCCCGUCUCAAGAACUCGCCGACCUCCUCUUGCGGCCUCACCUUCUGGCCCUCCUCGAGACCCACGACACCAUCGCCGACCGCAGACACACGGGCGACGCAGGCACCUCCAACGGCUACAACAACGGCAUCAACGGCUGCCACGACAACGCCACCUUCAUGCCCGAGGAAAAUGGCUACCCGGUGGACGCCAUCCGGAUGGUGGGCCUCCGGAAGCGCCCCGACGAGCCCCUGGGGCUGACGGUGCGGGAGGACGAGAGCGGCUACCUGGUCAUCGCGAGGAUCAUGGCGGGCGGCAGCAUCGACAGACAGGGGCUCCUGCACGUCGGCGACGCCAUCUGCGAGGUCAACGGCGUCGAGAUCAACAGCCUCCAACAACUCCACGAAGAAGUGGCCAAGUGUCGAGACUCCGUGACGCUGAAGGUGCUGCCGGCCCUCCACGACCCGCCGGCGCCCAACCAGGUAACCAGCACUCUCCACCCAGACGCAACCAGGGCCAUUUGCUACAUGCGAGCUCUCUACUCCUACGACCCCACGGAUGACACUCUCUUGCCCACGUGCCCGUCGCAGCAGCCACAGGAUAUUGGCCUCAAGUUUGAAAAGGGCGAUAUUCUUCAGAUCGUUGACCAGUCGGACCCGAACUGGUGGCAGGCGCAGGUCGUGGGCUCCGGCAGCAAGCGCACAGGUCUCAUCCCUUCGCAGGAGCUGGAGGAGCGUCGUAAGGCCUUCGUCAGACAGGAGUAUGAUUACGUGCAUAAGAUCGGCAUCUGCGGCACCAGAAUCUCCAAGCGGAAGAAGAAGCUCAUGUUCUCCACCAAGAAGAGCACGGACUACGACCAGGCGGAGCUCCUGCUGUACGAGGAGGUCGCCCGGAUGCCGCCGUUCAUGCGCAAGACCCUCGUCCUCAUCGGCUCCCACGGCGUCGGCAGAAGAACGCUCAAAAAUAGAAUCAUCGCCUCGGAUCCUUCGAAGUUCGGAACCAUCAUCCCUCACACGUCCCGGCCCAUGAGAGAGCUGGAGGUGGACGGCAAGGCGUACCACUUCACGACGAGGGAGGCCAUGGAGGCGGACGUGCGGCAACACAGGUACCUCGAAUAUGGCGAAUUCAGCGGCAACCUGUACGGCACCAAGCUCGACUCCAUUCUGUCCGUGAUUCGCUCGGGGAAGAUGUGCCUGCUCGACUGCUCGCCUGCGUCCUUAAAGUACCUAAUCCCCUUAUACCUGAUUCAUUUUUAUCCUUCGCUAUCCUAUCUAUCUCUACGCCUCUGUGCCCUCUCCUGCUCGCGUAUGGACUCAGUCAAUUCUGUCAUACCCGUCUUAGCUCCCCCUACCUAUAAACAUUGGCAGGAGGUUCUCGCCUCAGGAGCCGACGGUUGGAGGACGGAUGUGAAGCACGUCGGCAGCGGAAGUCUUGCUGCUUGUUGCCUGUUAUUAAGUGCCUGUGCUUGCCCCUUCUCCCCCUCACAGUUCGACCGCAGCAGCUCCAUACGCUACAGCUCCCGACGUGCCAGGACCUUAGAGUCGCUGGCUUCGUUGUAUGAGGAGGAUGAUUUCAAGCGUACAAUGGAAGAAAGUGCGAAGCUACAGCGUGCCUACGAUAAGUACUUUGACAAAGUUAUCAUAAACAAUGACCUAGACGAUACAUACAACCAAAUCAUGGACGCUAUUGAACGCCUAGCAAUGGAACCCCAGUGGGUGCCCGUGACGUGGGUAUACUAGCACCCGUAUGCCUCUCAAAGCAUAUUGCAUGUACGUGUUGGCAUGACCGUAAGUGUUACCACGAACAAAGGAAGCAAGAAAGGCCACAGGAUCUGUGAUUUAGCAAUGGAAAUGAUUUUUUUAAGAGAUCGUGGGAGCAGUUCGACCGUCUGGUGCGCUUGUAUGAUUAUCUCUUCAGUGUGUGAUUGAAAAGACUGAAAAGUUAGGCUGUCAAAGUCUUCCAGGGUAAUCAAAUAUGGCGCCUCCCACCCACGAGCCAUGAAUCAACGUUUGAGCUAAAAGAUAGCUUGUCUUGCGAAAGGUUUGUCAGGAAUAUGCAUUCAGUGUGACAGCGAGAUGGUUAGACUCAGAGCUCAUUAAGUACCGAUAGAUAUUAAAGGAUGUGCUGUACAAUAAAGCUUUGUCAUCAUGAUUUUUGGGACUGUGCAAAUAUUUGUCAUUUUUCAUUUGAUAUUGUAUAAUAAUUCAAGACUUUUAUUCAGUAUCAUUUUAGCUGAAAACUUAUAUUACCUCACACACACACACACAACACACACACACACACACACACACACACACACAACACACACACACACACACACACACACACACACACACACACACACACACACACACACACACAACACACACACACACACACGCACACGCACACGCACACACACAACCCUAGAAUGAGAUACUUUUUCUUUCAACUAUUUUUUAAAAUAUCUCCCCUAAGGUUUUUUAUAUAUAUUUAGAAAAUGCAGUAAACAUGUAACGAGGCAGGAAUUUAUGUUGUCAAGGAUUUAAUAAUUAAACUAGUACAGUGAUCGCAAAGUCCUUAGCAUUUUAUCACGUGUUAAACAUGGUCUUAGAUGUUUAUUAUCAAUUAAAUGAUGGACAGAUUUUAUGCAUACAUCACUUAGCUCAAGUGCACGGAAAUGUUUUUGGCCUUGGAUACAGUGAAAAGAAAAGUAAUACGUAAUAUAUAAUUUAUUCAUGUUUGACGAAUUGAUCAGAAUUGUCUUUUUCAUUCAUAUUCCUCCUACGUAAUUGAUACAUUUCAUUAUUUUCCAUAGAAUACCCAGUGAUUUUAAGAGAACAUUUUGAGAAAGGAAAAUUAUAAGAAAAACGAGCAAAUUAAGAAAUGUAGAUAUCAAGCUCUUUUAUUAUUAUCACCGAGAGCUCGUAUCCCCUGUUUUUUUAAUGAUUCGACAUUAUGUCAACUCAAAAAUUAAAAUCCGUUUUUAGAAGAUCAAUUUCCACGUUUCAUAGAUAAUAGAAGCAUGGAGUGAACCAAGGCAGUUUAACGACGAGCUUAAAGUAAUUUUAACAUAACCUAUGCUAUGUAAAGAUAAAUACGAACGUAAAAAUAUAGUAUAAAAACAGCCUAUUGAAAUAUUGUAGAGAUAUAGUAUGUAAAUAAGAGUGUUAAGAAAGAAUAUUAAAAUACUGGACUCUGCAUUCAGAUAUCUAUGCUUGGUAAGGAUAAUAUCCAGGAAACAGCUCGUCAUCAGUGCUAUUCUUAUAAUAGCUGGCGUACUGCUUAAUCUUAUGGAAAUUCUGUGAUGUCCCUUAUACUAUUUUAAGGCGUAUGUAUAUGUAUGUAUAUAUUAUUGUAUCCUAUGGGACACAGUUUGAGUAAGAUUUCUUUCGUGUGUUUGUCGUUUUGUUUAUUUUGUGUUUUAAGUCUAUAGGAGCAUUAGAAUUGUUGAUAUCAUUUUGGCUUUAAAUACAGUUUGCUUUUGUAACUCUAGGUAAACUACAAAUUCAUCUUAAACUAAGUUACAGGGUAUGUUUCUUGACUGCACUGAUAAGACGAAAAAAAUAGCUAAAGGUGAGGAUUCACUGUUAGCUCAAAUCUCUCUUGCAGACUUUCAUUUUCGAGGAAGGAAUUCUCGAAAUUUCUUUCCGAAGAAUUUACUUUCUCAAGAUUUGAAAUAAUUCCAAGAAUAUCCGGAAUGAUUUAUAAACAAAAAAAAAAAAAAAACAAAGAAGAGUUAUUUGGUUAGGUCCAUAGGUAACUUGUAUAUUUCUUGUCCUGCCUUUUGAUAAGGAUUCUGUACUAGGAACUACAGCACACUCUUGCUCCCUACUCUUCUCCCUAGUGCUGACCCGUCUGGCUUUCCUAGGGACGAAGGAGAUCCGCGUCUUGCUAUAUUCUGCGCGUACGUGUUUGCAAUGAACAGUAAGAAUUGUCAUAGAUACAGUAUCAAAGGGUAUGCAUUAUAUAUAUAUAUAUAUAUAUAUAUAUAUAUAUAUAUAUAUAUAUAUAUAUAUAUAGUAUUAUAUAUGUAUGUGUAUAUAUACAUAUAUACACAUAUAUGUAUAUUUAUAUUUAUAUAUUGAUAUGAGAAUAUAUCUGCAUCAGGAUGAAAUACAUGAUAGGACUACUACUUGAAACCUCAGACUCCUGUCCCCCAUGAGAGGUGGCAAUGUGUUGCGUAAUCUUGUACAAUUACUUGAGCAAUGCAGAUGUUCACUGUGUGAGCUCUUUUACCCUCUUAUAUAGUUUUAUAUUUAUGUUUAUACAUAAAAAUAAAAUGAUAAAUGCCUAAA